Molecule: messenger RNA, 1698 nt
Organism: Dalotia coriaria
Lineage: Eukaryota; Metazoa; Arthropoda; Insecta; Coleoptera; Staphylinidae
Product: protein disulfide-isomerase A3-like
Exons: 2
Coding region: 123-1640 (505 amino acids)
Biological process (GO): protein folding; response to endoplasmic reticulum stress
Cellular component (GO): endoplasmic reticulum
Molecular function (GO): protein disulfide isomerase activity
Source: RefSeq, a predicted model, not a curated record
GGCACAAAACCACGUCAUUACAAAACAAAAGCAUUGAGUUUGACGUGUUGCUUCACGAUUCAAUUUCAUCGCGAUUCCGAAACGCUCGAACGCUGCAGUUCGAUUAGCAGCAUCCCAAACCAAUGGCAGCAAUUGCACGCACAUCAAACCAAGUUUAUCGUUUACCAGUAUUUUUACUAGCAACUGCACUGUUUUCGCUGUUUUUUAAUGCGGAUUUUUGUGCGUGCGCAUCCAAAGGCAUCAUUGCAGAAUUAACGGAUGAGUACUUCGAGCAAGGGCUGUUGGACUACAACAAUGCGGUCGUGUUGUUCUACUCACAGAAAUGUGUACACUGCAGUGAUUUUAUGCCAAUCUUCGAGUUAGCAGCGGAUGAAUUAAUACGCAACGAACCGCCUGUUCAUUCCGCUAUGGUGGAUUGCAUGGAUGCGGGAAAACAAGUAUGCAAUACUGAAGAAAUCAAUCAUUUACCAAGUAUUAAAAUAUAUCGCAAAGGAAGACUUUACGAUGAGUACGAUGGGCCAAGAAAAGUCGAUGAUUUGGUUGCCUAUAUGAAGAAAUUAGUUGGAAUAUCUUCAAAGGAGUUACCUUUAGAUAACCUACAGAAGUUUGCAACAUCUCAGAAGGACGUGGCAGUAGUGGCAAUACUUCGAUCAAAAGGAAACUUGCGAGAUAACUAUUUUAGUUUACCAGCUGAAUUAUCAAAAGACAUUCGUUUUGGACACGUUACAGUGGAGGAAAGCAAGAUGGCUGACUUGAACAUAACCUAUGGUGUAACUCUGUAUCAUCCGGAGCACAUGCGGAGUAAAUUUGAACCAUGGGAAUAUUCAUACAAUAUAAAAAACGAAGGUUAUGAUCUCGAAAAAUUUAUUUUCAAAAAUCGUUAUGGACUUGUUGGAAUACGUGGAAUUCGACAGGUGGACGACUUUGCACCGCCAUUGGUUAUUAUUUACUUUCGAAUUGAUAUACAUUUAAAACCAAAAAUGUUAUCAUACUGGCGUAAUCGAAUUUUAAAAGUGGCUAAAAACUACCAGCAAUCGUUUAGAUUUGCUGUCUCGCCAAUUGAUGAUUUCCAACAUGAGUUUGUUAAAUUUGGAAUUCCCAUGCCAGAUGAAAAUAAUCGAGAUAAACCUUUAGUUUUUGCAAUCCUAGAAAACAACAUAAAAUAUUUAAUGGAAGAAGAAUUCACAAUGGAAACAUUUGAGGCAUUUUUAGAAGGAGUACUAAACAAAAAUAUUGAAGCGCAUUUAAAAUCACAACCUGUUCCUGAAGAAACAGCAGAAAAAGGAAUGGUCCAAACAGUUGUAGCCAAAAAUUUCAAAAGUCAGGUGUGGGGCAACGAAAAAAAUGUCCUUUUGGCAUUUUAUGCACCGUGGUGUAUGUUUUGCAAGGAACUGAAUCCUAUUUUAGACAAAUUAGCAGAAAAUUUGAUUGAAGACAACGUUGACAUAUUUAAAAUGGACGGAGUAGAAAACGAGAUUCCGUCUGAUUUUACAAUUCCACGGUUUCCAACUCUAUAUUACAUCUCCAAAGAGGAUAAACACAAUCCAAUAUUGUAUAAAGGUGGUGCAAAUUAUCAAGAACUCUUUUCGUUUGUAAAGCAACACUCAAGUGAAAAACUGAAUUAUCGUACUGAAUUGUAAACUGAACUUUUUACAAUUUUAUCUAAAAACAUCAAAGAAAAAAAGCUAUGCAACGUAA